AUGGCCACUAAACGAGAAGCAUCUCCGAGUCUUCAAUUGCGAGAUUCUCAGGGAUUUCGUAUGAAGAGACAGGCCUUAGACAAGCAAACACUUACGGCCUAUGAACAACUUGGAGGAGAAGCAGCCGUUGAUAAAUCCAUGCAAGAAGGUAAGACAAUUGAAGAAGAAGAAUCUGAAGGAGCCUCUUAUAUUAUCGAUGGAAGAUUAAGAAGAGUUCAUCCUUAUUAUUUCACAUAUUUAACUUAUUGUAAAAUGAGAUGGAGAGAUCGAAAAUUGAUAGAUAUAUUUAUUGAUGAAUUUCGAGAUCGAGCACCUGAAUAUUAUCGUAAAGCAAUAUCUGAAGGUCUGGUAACAUUAAAUAAGAAACCAGCUAAUUUAGAAUCUAUUGUACGUAAUGGAGAUUUAAUUAGUCAUAGAACUUAUCGUCGUGAACCUCCAGUAAGUUCACGAGAGAUUAAAAUUGUAUUUGAAAAUGAAAAUAUUAUAGCUAUAGAUAAACCUUCAGGAAUCCCAGUUCAUCCAACUGGUAGAUAUAGAUAUAAUACUAUAACCAAAAUAUUUCAACAUGAAUUUGGUAAAAUAGUUCAUCCUUGUAAUAGACUUGAUAGACUUACUAGUGGAUUAAUGUUUCUUGGUAAAACAGCUAAGGGAGCUGAUGAAUUUGUUAAACAAAUUAGAGAAAGAAGUGUUAGAAAGGAAUAUUUAGCCCGAGUCAUUGGAGAAUUCCCAUUAGAAGAAACUGAAGUUGAUCAACCAUUAAGAACUGUAGCUCAUAAACUUGGUUUAAAUAGAGUAGAUAUAAAAGAUGGUAAAGAAGCUAAAACUAUAUUUAGAAGAGUAUCUUAUGAUCCAGAAACAAAUACAUCUAUAGUUAAAUGUCAGCCCCUUACAGGAAGAACCCAUCAGAUUCGAGUUCAUCUUCAAUAUUUAGGACACCCUAUUGCCAAUGAUCCUAUUUAUUCUAAUGAAUUUGUAUGGGGAAAGAAUCUAGGAAAGAAUAAUGAAGGAGAUACAGAAGAAAUUAUCUUAAGGCUUGAUAAAAUAGGGAAGGAAAGAUCUUCAUCAAGUUGGUUUCAUCCUCAAGAAGAUGGUGAAAUAUUAACUGGUAAAAUAUGUGAAGUUAGUGGGAUGCCAAUAUAUUCUGAUCCAGGUCCUAAUGAUCUUGACUUAUGGCUUCAUGCUUAUAAAUAUGAAGCGGCUGAUAAGUCAUGGUCAUAUAGAACUGAAUAUCCCGAAUGGGCACUUUCACCUCAUAGAAAGUUUAUGGAAUUGGCAGUUACAUUAGCAGAUAAAUGUGGAGAAACUCAAACUCAAUUUAAUGUUGGAGCUGUACUUGUAAAUAGAGGAGAAAUUUUAGCUACUGGACAUUCUCGAGAAUUGCCUGGUAAUACUCAUGCUGAACAAUGUGCAUUAGAAAAGUAUUUUGAACAAAUAGGUAAACGUGAAUUACCCUUAGGUACUGAGAUAUAUACUACUAUGGAACCAUGUACACUUCGAUUAAGUGGGAAUAAACCAUGUGCCGAUAGAAUCUUAGAUACCAAUAUAAAGACUUGCUUUGUUGGAGUAGCUGAACCAGAUAUAUUUGUUAAGGAUAAUUCGUGUUAUAAGAAAUUUACUGAUAACAAGAUUGAAUAUAUUCAUAUUCCUGGUUAUGAAGAUGAAUGUUUAAGAAUAGCUAAAAAGGGUCAUGAAAAGAAGGAGGAGGAUAAGGACGAGAGAGAAGUAGUGUAG
Molecule: messenger RNA, 1731 nt
Organism: Scheffersomyces amazonensis
Lineage: Eukaryota; Fungi; Ascomycota; Pichiomycetes; Serinales; Debaryomycetaceae
Product: bifunctional DRAP deaminase/tRNA pseudouridine synthase
Exons: 1
Coding region: 1-1731 (576 amino acids)
Biological process (GO): enzyme-directed rRNA pseudouridine synthesis
Molecular function (GO): RNA binding; pseudouridine synthase activity
Source: RefSeq, a predicted model, not a curated record